AUGAAAUUUUUAUCGGUCCAUACACUGGAAAUCAGUGUACAUCACAUAGUAGUUCCAGAUCAACUAGUCCCCACACAUUUAUACCAUCACCAAAAAACAUCAUUAGGACACCAGUUGCUUCGCCUAAAAACACAAAUCAAAAAAAUGGAAUGCCUGGUAAAACGAACAUUGCUAGCCCAUACAGUUCAGCACAAAAAAACAGUGCGUUGGUUGGAAAAGUUUAAAGCUUCACAUCAAAAGGAAAAAUCCAACAAACAAGUAAUCAGUAGUACUAAAAGAACUUCUAGCUCGAGUGGUUUUAGUUCUGCUCGUUCAGAACGUAGUGAUUCAUCAAAUAGUCUUUCAAAUGAACCAAAACCAGUGCUUAGCCUAGAAAAAAAAGAAAAUUCCAUAGAAGUGCCAAAACCAGUAUUAAGAAAAAAAAUUGUACGACCACCUGUACCAUCUGAAUCACGCCUAUCUAAAAUUAGUAUUAAAUCAUCUACACCUCCUAAAUGUGAAAAUCAACAAAGGAAAAGUUUUGAGAUAUUAAAUUCAGAUAAAGAAGACUUAAUUAGUUCAUCCACAAUGGAAUUAUCCCAGAGUCAAUCUAGACUCAGCGGUACUGGAAUCCCAAAACCAGUAGCCACUGUCAAAGGAAUGACAAAACCCACACACUGUGUAGCUCCAAUGCAACAGACAAAUUCAGAACUUAAAAAAAGUGAUGACCCAUUAGAAAAAAAUAAUGUAAAACCACUUGAUAUAUGUAAUGAACCUAAAAAACCUGAAAAUACUUCUAGUUUAAUUCUGAAUGAAUUAAAACAUGACAAGCAAAGCUCAUUUACAGAAGAAGAUGAUCCAGCAUUAAAUGUGAAACCAAUGGAACCGUUAUUAAGAGGAUACAAAAGAUCAAUUAUCGUACCACAACACCGGACUAUACCAUCAGAUUUAGGAGUAGCUCAAAAUAACUGUAUGAAUGGAAAUUUUCAAGAAAAACGCAUUUCUGCAGAUUCUGAUUAUGGACAACAAUCUUCAGGUUAUGUAUCAGACGGUGAUGUUCUUCAGUAUGAUAUUCAGUCGCGACAAAUUCUAGCUACAGAUCCAGGCUAUAUGUCCGAAGGACCAGCAUACAAUGAUUCAAAAUCUUUAAGAUAUCAAAGUUCAAUUAAUAACAGCAAACAAACUAUACCGUUAAAUAAUCAUUUAAAACAUGGAAUUAUUUCAAUCGAUGGACUUGAUGCAAAUAUAAAUGAUUCAAAUAGUCAAUUGGCAAUCAAACAACAAAUCAAGCUGAACCGAUUCAAUGUGGGCCCAGACGGGGGCUCAUCAAGUCUUGGCCCUGAUGUUAGUCCUCCAACUAGCCCUCCAGAACCUACACCUGUAGCCCCUGUUUAUAAAGUAGUUACACGUAACCAUGUCAAGAAGUCAGACAGCGGACAGCAAACCGAGUUAAAUAAUUCAAGCUUAAGGCAAUCUUCACAAUGGAAGAAGUACAUUGAAGCUGGCAAAAAUGCAGAACAAAUUAGAUCAAAUGAUUUUGAAAGAGUACGGGACAAACAAAGUCCAAGACGAACUGAUAAAAAACGGUCAACUGAUGGAUCUCGUGAAGACUUGCAUAACAUGGACUAUAUGGAAAGAAAGUCCAGGAGUGACAAAAUCAAAACUCGAGGUAGUGUCCCUCAAAGCUUUGGUUAUGUUAAACGAUCCACAUCCAGCUCCAAUGGUAAAGGUGACCCAAGAACAGCCCAAGUUUCAGCCGUUCCUAGGACUAAAGUGAAAGUUUCCGGCGGUACUCAAACUGAUAUGAAGACAUACUCAGUAAGUGGACCAAGUGCUACUCAACUGUCACAAAGUGUCAGGGAACGACUUAUGGCUAAUCAAUCUGAACAAGAAGCUAAAAUUGGUAGCCCAUAUGGAACAUGGAUGAGACACAGUCCUGUUCCACCUCACUAUACAGCUUCUCUGCCUUCUAGGACUGGUGCUAUAGGAGGUAUGAUUGAAGCUGAGAGCAUUGAAUCACUUCCUGCACAAUUACAUCAUAGAGCAAGUUUAACCCAUUCACGAUUAAUGACUUCUGCAUCUCCAAAUACUAGUCCAUCACCUAACCAGGCAAACAGAAUAUCAAGGAGCAAUAGCAUCAGCUACCUAAGAGAUCGGACAUUUCCAAGAUCAACAAAGUCAGAAAAACUAUAUCCGUCUAUGUUGCAACGUUCAGAUGAUCCAGAUUCAUACUACAGUAUACCUUAUGCAUCUUCUAAUCGGUCUGAACAUCGCACUUAUCCCCAUGCCUCACAACCAACUAGCCCAACACCAGUUAGUCGUUAUAAUUAUCAAUCUCCUCAACCGAACCAUAGAUCAGUAAUUUCAUCACCAUAUGCUGCUUCUAUAAUGAGUAAAAUCAAUACAAAAGAUGAUGAUGCGCACGGAUCAGCUUUGAGUCUGAUAUCAACUGGAUCAUCAUCUUUGUAUAGUGGAAUGGGUGCAGAUGAAAAGCAUGCACAAGAAGUCAGGCGUUUAAGAAGAGAUUUAAGUGAAGCGCAAGAUAAAGUUCAUACAUUGACGAGUCAAUUAUCAACAAAUGUAAGUAAUAAGUUAAUUUUUAUUAUGCAUAGUUUUUCUGUAUGA
This is a messenger RNA of Macrosiphum euphorbiae (potato aphid), 2604 nucleotides long. Lineage: Eukaryota; Metazoa; Arthropoda; Insecta; Hemiptera; Aphididae. The record is from the annotation of a GenBank genome assembly.